GAAAACACUCUUCAGUUUUGAAUUGAACACAACGCGAAACGUUCGAGUUACAUUGAGUGUCAACUGUCACUUGACAUCUUGCUUUACAACUACUACGUGCAUUUAUACUUAAUUAAAAAAAAAAGAAUAAUGUCGCUUUUGCCAUACUUGUUCGACGACUUUCCGGUCUCUCGGCCGCGCCGUCUCAUGGACCAGCACUUUGGUUUGGGAAUAACACCUGAUGAUCUGCUAACUAUUGCCGCCGGACCUUUGCUUACCAGGGAAUAUUACCGACCAUGGCGCCAUCUUGCUGCUGCAACGCGAGACAUCGGUUCUAACAUCAAAUCCGACUCGGACAAGAUCCAGAUUAACUUGGAUGUCCAGCAUUUCGCGCCAGAAGAAAUCUCUGUAAAAACCGUUGACGGAUUCAUUGUGGUUGAAGGAAAGCAUGAAGAGAAAAAAGACCAGCACGGUUACGUAUCCCGUCAGUUCGUGAGAAGAUACGCUCUCCCGGAGGGCACAUUACCAGAGACUGUGGAAUCGAAGCUGUCUUCGGAUGGCGUGUUGACGAUAACAGCUCCGAAAAAGGUUCCAGAAGCAAUCAAGGGAGAGCGCAAGGUUCCCAUCGCACAAACUGGACCCGUCAGAAAAGAGAUAAAAGAUCAGAGCGAAGGAACCAAUGAGAAGCCUCAGUGAAGUGUAACUAAAAGUAUUCCAAAGAUAGGCAGUGCCAUAAGACUGAUGUUUUUUUUUUUUAAUUUUAUGUGAAAAUUUUUCAAUAAAAAACUUUUAUUUAA
Molecule: messenger RNA, 776 nt
Organism: Nymphalis io (European peacock)
Lineage: Eukaryota; Metazoa; Arthropoda; Insecta; Lepidoptera; Nymphalidae
Product: protein lethal(2)essential for life-like
Exons: 1
Coding region: 130-675 (181 amino acids)
Biological process (GO): protein refolding; response to heat
Molecular function (GO): protein folding chaperone; structural constituent of eye lens
Source: RefSeq, a predicted model, not a curated record